AUGUCUUUCUUAAUUAGACAAUUAACUCGCAGGGUGCUUUCUCCAGUGGCAUCGUCUGUGAAAAACCUGAAUUUUUCUACUACUAGCGCUGCAUUUGUUCCUAGAGUCCAAAAACCAGCUCCCAACUUUGAAGCAAUUUCUGUAGUGAAUGGUGAAUUCAAUAAACUUAAGUUAUCAGAUUUCAAUGGCAAAUAUGUUGUUAUGAUAUUCUAUCCAUUGGAUUUCACAUUUGUCUGCCCGACAGAAUUAAUUGCGUUUAGUGACAGGGCACAGGAGUUUGCUGGUAUUGAUUGCCAAGUCUUGGGUGUUUCUACUGACUCUGAAUUCAGUCAUCUUGCCUGGAUUAAUACUCCUAGAAAGGAUGGUGGUUUGGGUAAACUAGAUAUUCCACUUCUUGCUGAUUACAAGAAAAAGAUUUCAACAGAUUAUGAUGUUCUUCUUGAUGAAGGUUUUGCGCUUCGUGGUUUAUUUGUCAUUGACAGAAAUGGAAUUUUAAGACACAUGGCGGUCAAUGACCUCCCUGUUGGCAGAUCUGUAGAUGAGACUCUGAGGCUUGUUAAAGCAUUCCAAUUUGCUGAUAAGCAUGGUGAAGUUUGUCCUGCUAAUUGGAACCCUGAUACUAACGCUAGAACAAUCAAGCCUAGUCCUAGAGAAAGCAAGGAAUACUUCAGUAAAGCUCAUUAA
Messenger RNA from Arctia plantaginis, 684 nucleotides. NCBI's taxonomy places the organism in Eukaryota, Metazoa, Arthropoda, Insecta, Lepidoptera, Erebidae. The record is from the annotation of a GenBank genome assembly.